This is a messenger RNA of Oncorhynchus keta (chum salmon), 3090 nucleotides long. RefSeq names its product integral membrane protein GPR180-like. Gene Ontology annotation, biological process: G protein-coupled receptor signaling pathway; response to pheromone. NCBI's taxonomy places the organism in Eukaryota, Metazoa, Chordata, Actinopteri, Salmoniformes, Salmonidae. The coding region runs from base 4 to 1305 and encodes 433 amino acids. The record is from RefSeq and is a predicted model, not a curated record. The transcript has 9 exons.
ACAAUGUAUCCGUUAAUGUUCACACUUACAGCCUAUUUACUAUGCAUUCCAGCUACAUUUGGAAAAACUGUGUCGGGAGUUUUCAAGAGCGAUGCAGCCAGAGAGCAGAAUGGACAGUACAUCACACAAUUCAUGUACAACGUGGGUAGGGGUCUGGUGGUGUGCAGGCUGGAGAAUGCUCCCCUGGCCACGGAGAAGGAGUCCAGACUGCUAUUCUUCCCGGAGACGGAGGACGGCUUCGACAUCGACAACCUCAGCUGCCACGACCGCCUCUCCAAGGCACAGCUCUCCAUCCGUCUGAGUGAGGAGGAGCACAACCAGAGCAUCCCCCACCUUCACUCCCCCACCGCCUGGAUGGCGCUGUAUGCAGACCGCUACACCUGUGGGGAGGGGGGCAUCAUCCCUGCCCAUGAGGACCUGACCUUCACCAUCCUGCUGUUCAACCCUGACUCGGCAGGCAACCCCCUGGAACACUUCAGCGCUGAGGAGGCAGGCCUGCAUAGUUUCUACUGUCUGCUGAUCCUGGCCUACUUUGUGGCAUCCUGUAUCUACAUUCAGCCUCUGUGGAUGGCCCUGAGAAAGGGUGGGCCCAUGCAAACGGUGCUGAAGGUGCUCUCCACAGCCUUGGCCCUACAGGGGAUCUCUGCCCUCUUCAACUACAUCCACCUGGCCAGGUAUGCCAGGGAUGGAGUGGGCAUUCCUAUCAUGGGCAGCUUGGCAGAGUUCUGUGACAUGGUAUCCCAGGUGUCCAUGCUGUACAUGCUGCUGAGUCUGUGUGUGGGCUGGACCCUGAGCAAGAACAGGAAGCCCCAGAGCAGACCUCUCCAGUGGGACUCCUCUCCCGCCUCCAAAGCCCUCGCUAUGGGAGGGGUCGCCACACAGGGGGCGCUACUGCUGUGGGAGCAGUAUGAGGAGACGGAGCACCACAGCUACCAUGCCCAGCGCAGCAUAGCGGGUCUGUUACUCAUAUCUCUACGUAUCAUCCUGGCCUUGUUGCUCGCCUCUGUGCUCUACACCAUCAUCAGCACAGAGAGGAGCGCCCUCAAGAGAGACUUCUAUCUCAGCUUCGCCAAGGGUUGUUUUAUCUGGUUCCUGUGCCACCCUGUGCUGGUCCUACUCUCUGUGGUCUUCAACGAGCAUCAGAGAGAAAAGGUUGUGACAAUCGGUGUGAUUCUAUGCCAGGCUAUCUCGGUGGUGAUCCUCUACCAGCUUUUCCUGUCCCGUAGCUUAUACUGGGAAGUAUCUUCUCUCUCCUCUGUCUCACUACCCCUCACCAUGUCCAGAGGGGGCCGGGGACGCUACUGACCCCGCGUGCAGGGGGAACUCUUUCACUGCGACACAUGCCGAGGGCGAAGGGAUACACCGUGACACCUGCAGUUAAAGGGACAAUACUUCCACUCCUCUCCGCCCACUCACGGCGAAGGUGCCCCCACAGACGGGUGAGGAAAGAGAGAUGGGUGGGAUGAAGAGAAGUAGGAAGUUCACCCACAAAUAUAGAAGAGAAGAGGAAUGAUGGCCUGCUCAUGUAGCUGGAUAGCACACCUAUUUAAAAUAGCCUCCCAAACAGGAUGAGAAUGAGACCUGGGUUUAAUAGCCUUCCAAACAGGAUGAGAGUGAGACCUGGGUUUUAAUAGCCUCCCAAACAGGAUGAGAGUGAGUCCUGGGUUUAAGCGCACAUAAAGUAUGUAUGUAAAUGACUCAUUUGUUAGUAUACAACAGAUGUGGACACAGGUAACUGCCAAAAUAAUGGAAACGCAAGUAAAAGAGGGAUCCAAAGUAUAUUAAAAGCAGGUGCUUCCACACAGGUGUGGUUCCUGGGUUAAGCAAUUCACAUCCCAUCAUGCUUUGCUUAGGGUCACGUAUAAAAAUGCUGUCCGCCAUGGCUGUGGCCCUACAGGAUUACAAUGCCCCCAUUCACAGGGCACGGGUGGUCACUGAAUGGUUUGAUGAGCAUGAAAAUGAUGUAAACCAUAUGGCCGUCUCAGUCCCCAGAUCUCAACCGGGGACGGUGUUUUCCACCACCAUCAACAAAACAUCAAAUGAUGGAAUUUCUCGUGGAAGAAUGAUGUCGCAUCCCUCCAAUAGAGUUCCAGAAUCUAUGCCAAGGUGCAUUGAAGCUGUUCUGGCUCGUGGCACAACGCCCUAUUAAGACUCUUUAUGUUGGUGUUUUCUUUAUUUUGGCAGUUACCUGUAUGUUAGUCUUAUUUGUAGUAUGCAUUGUGUGAAAUUUUGGUUCACUGUUUUAUUUUGAAUGUCAAACUUGGGCUGGAUUUGAUGUCUCUUUCUUUUUCAGAUGGAGUAUAAGACUCUAUUUAGAUUACAACGAAAUGUUACUGAUUGUCAAAUUCCCUGUUAAGUCUUAUUCAUUGCCGAUAAAGAUAUCCAGGCGCGGACUGAAAUACAUUUGUUUACCGUUGAUCUAUAGAGAUAUGGAUCCAUGUUCAGUGUGGUAAAUCUCAAACCAAAAAUAUAGUCUGAUCUUAACUCUGUCAGAAAUAGAAAGUUUGGUAUUUUAAAAAUUUUUUAAACAUAGUUCCUUCACACUGUUUUAAUGCCGUAUCAUUCUAUUGUCGUCAAUUGAUCGUUCUUUCUGCGAGCUGCAGGUUUAGGGUGUGCUGAAGCUAUUACAGAAAUCACAUGGAACUCAUGGAAUCUUUGUGUCAUCCCCAGCACUCCAACACUGCAGCUAGUUGCAUGUGUGAGAAUCGUAUUACUAUUUUUAGUUGUGCAAUUAUUGAAUUAUACUUGAAUAUGAACGCUUGGUAUUGUUUUGUCUGACAUUAGAGCUAGACAUGUGCAAUGUUUAAAUGCAGCUUUAUUUUCUUUCUCAAUCGUCGCAAGUGCCUGAGAAGACAAUCCCUUUGCUAGUAGAAGGUACCUGUGUUUGUCUAUGAAAAGAUGGGUUUCACAUUUUCAUACAUAACCAGUCUGAUAGUUAAGUUAUGUGGAGAUAUUGGGCGCAAAUGGUCAGAGCCGUGACUGUGUAAUGUUCCUAUUAAGCAUGUUUAAGGCUGUUUUAAAUUCAUUACUGUAUACUUUUGUAAAAUAAGUCGUUAUUAGAUGCUGAUGCAAUACAAGAAAAUGUCUGCA